Durusdinium trenchii is the source of this 357-nucleotide messenger RNA. NCBI's taxonomy places the organism in Eukaryota, Dinophyceae, Suessiales, Symbiodiniaceae. The record is from the annotation of a GenBank genome assembly.
AUGCGCCUACCACAAGAAAUGAGAGCACCAAACUACAACGACCAGUACGGCAUCGGCGUCAAGCUCAGAUCGCAAAAGCGCUCCCCUAUGCCACCGGCAGAGCGCUCGGAGUCUGCAGAGGGCUUGAGGACUGGCUAUGCGCAGGGAGGUUCGAAUGAAAGGGGCAGAAUUGUGCUGGGAACCAUGGCCCGCCAAGGCCUUCCAGGUGCGCCAGUGGAGCGCGGAGUGCAGCCGCCCUCCGACAUGACUGCAGAUGAUCGAAGCUCGCUCAAUGACUGGGAUGUCAUUGGCCUGCGAGAUGUGAAGCGGACGGCUUCAGAGUCCGGGGCGUCGCAGGAGGACACCUAUGACGUCUGA